Molecule: messenger RNA, 2832 nt
Organism: Phoenix dactylifera (date palm)
Lineage: Eukaryota; Viridiplantae; Streptophyta; Magnoliopsida; Arecales; Arecaceae
Source: RefSeq, a predicted model, not a curated record
CAACUACCCACCAUGUGCGAUUAUAUGAAGAAAAACCCAGCAUCCACCUCUCAUUGUGGCUGCCGUUCUGGCGACUUUAAUCCGAGGAGAAAAGAGAGAGCUCUGUUCUUUGAGAGAAGAAGAUGGAUGGAGUAAAUGGACUGGAGAAGAAGGAGAUGAAUUCGAAGAAGCUGAAGGUGCUCUGCCUUCAUGGCUUCCGAACCGGUGGGAGCUUUUUGCGCAAACAAAUCGGCAAAUGGGAUCCUUCCAUCUUCCAAGAUUUCCACUUGGACUUCCCUGGUGGGAUUUUUCUGGCGGGAGGGAAGUCGGACAUUGAGGACAUAUAUCCGCCUCCAUAUUUUGAGUGGUUCCAGUUCAACAAGGAGUUCACGGAGUACACAAAUUUGGAGGAGUGCAUUUUGUACUUAUGCGAUUACAUGACAAAGAACGGUCCUUUCGAUGGAAUGCUUGGCUUUUCUCAGGGUGCAACAUUAUCGGCUCUUUUGAUUAGCUACCAAGCAAAGGAUUGGCGUAUAAGGAUUCUUACAUUUUUGUUGAAAACUCAGACAACCAAUCAUCCGCCCUCAUGGCGAUAAAGAACCGGUAUGCACAGAAUCCUGCUCACCGUCCUCUUGUCCAACAGAUUGUUCCCCUACAGAACCAAGUCAAUAUUAAAAAUUUACCCAAAAUAUACAACAACCCAGAACCUUCAAAACAAUAAUCUCUCCGGAUCCAAGUUUAGAGGGAGAACCCCCAACUAGAGGGAGAAGAAAAAGUAUAAUAAGAGAAAAGGGAAAGGAAAAAGAAAACCCAAAUAAACUCCCUUUCUCUCUCUCUUCUUCCUUCUUCCCGAUGGAAAGGGGGAAGGUGCCCGGCAGCUGAAGGCCCACGGCCGGCGACGCCCCAUGGUCGCCAGCCCAUGGCGGUGCCGGCAGUGCGCCACGGCCGGCGAUGGCCGGCCGGAACAGAAGAGAAAAAAAAAAAAAGCAAACCGAAACAAGGGAGUUUGGUUCACAUCGAUCCGGCGGCUUGCCGGCUGGAUUCCCAAGGAAUAGUGGCCCACGGCCAAGAGAGAGGAAGGAGAGGGACCUCACCUCACCUCCGGCGAGCUCCUCCGGCAAGCCCGACGGCGAACAACCCAAGCUUCUCACGGAUCUCCUUUUUUUUUCUCUUUUUUUUUUUUUAAAGAGCUCUCGCUUGAUGCCCUAGGAGGAGAGGAAUAGAUUCUUUUAUAGAUGGAGAUUGAUGCAAAUUAGGUAGGAUUUGAUCCCGUCUCCCUCUCUUUUUUUUUUUUUUUGUUUCCUCUUCCGGUGGAUUCAUGGAAAGAAUUGAGACAGGGGAGGGAAGGCUCUGUUCGGGAGUCUCCCUCCCAUUCUUUUGUGUCGGGCCAGCCCAAGCGCCAAAAAAAGAAUGUGGGCCCUUACACAGACAUUCUGCUUUGGAUCAGCAUCAAAAAAAUACAAAACAAAAAUAUAUAUGCUCAAGACCCCAAAACAAACUCAGCCAACCAAACCACAAGCCUCGAGACUAGCUACGUAACUCCUCUCUCACAGCAGAGCAAUUCCGGUCCUUCUGAGAGCACUUGGUUUCUUUCUAACCUUAUUACCAAACAUAUAACAGCCUCAUCGAAACAGAACUGGUCCAAAUUUGACCGUUGCAUUAUAUUAGUUGUUCUGGGAAAAAAAUUACAGUUCAGCGAAACUAACCAUGCUUCUUCAGGCAUUAAAAUUUGACCGUUGGCUACCGAAAUCUUAAAUUCGAAUUAGAGAUCGCGUGUCAUGAUACAGCUGCAUCCGAAAUCGUUGGAAACCCAGAUUAAUUAGGAUUCACCGAAGCCCUCUCGGGAUAUAACAUCAGAAAACAAGAAAGAAGAGAGUAUUCGAGCAGUUCAGAAAGGAGAAACCAAGAAAGAGAGAGACGAGAAAGAUAGAAGAGGGUCUCCGAGCAGUUCCGAGAGGAGAAAAGAAGAAAGGAGACAGAGAGAGAUGUCGAAGGUUGAGACUCAUCAUCUUGGUGACACGGUCAUCCAGCUUCAAGCCCAUGGAGUCGUGCAAGCCCGACCCCAGGUGGUCGUCCAUCUUCGUGUCACCGAGUUCGACGACGUGUACAUCUCCCCGGAGGUGAUCUCCUAUCGCUUCUUUCUGGGCCGGUUCUCGCUGCCCCGAGCCGUGCCUGCGAUCGUCUCAUUCGUGGCAUCCAACCUCGAUGCCAAGAUUCGGCAACUUUGCGAGCGUCGCCUUCUCCGCUUUGCUUCACAACCCGCGGUAGAGUUGGCGACUGGAUCAUCUCUCGUGCUGCUCAUCGACAUCGGCACGUUCUUGGCACCCGGCUGCGCCCAAGACUCUGAAGACAUCGACGAGUGGAUGCUUGAUAUGCCUCUGCAGGAGGAGGAUAUCCCCUUCGUGCACGAUUACUAUCUAGGCGAAGAAGGUGGAUUUGGCGGCGUGCCGGCAAGGAAAUCUUUCAUCGAGAGUCUGGGGUGGUCGCUGUAUGGUCGAGGAGAGGGUGUUCGGGAGGAGGAAUGCGUGAUAUGCCUGGAGGACUUCGAUGCCGGAGCAGAAGUGAGCAUGACGCCGUGCUCCCACUCCUUCCACCGCCGGUGCAUCACCCAGUGGCUGGAAAAGAGCCAUCUCUGCCCCAUCUGUAGAUACCGCAUGCCCGCCUCCCGCUCCCAUCGAUAGGACCAGCCCAUGAUGCAGUUUGUUUCUUUGGUAUUUGAUUUAUUUUAUCCUUCUAGCUAGGUAGUUGUUUAUAUGAACAUUGUGUGCAUAAGAUUGACCUAGAAAACGAUUUGUAUACAAAUACAGUGAUUUGAUCUUGAAUUAAUCAAUGAAAGUCUCAGAUUCUUUUUCA